AACGCAGCUCACCAUGUCCGACACUUGCGUCCCCCACGAUGACAGAACGACCACGCUACUCACGACCUUCAUUUGCAUUGGCAUGGCCAUCUCCUAUUUGCCUCAGCAUUUGAAGAUAAUUCAGUCCAAAUCUUCUGAGGGUUUCAGCCCAUGGUUCUUGCUUUUAGGAAGCACGUCUUCUGCUUCGGGAAUGCUCAACAUCAUUGUGAAACAAUGGGGUAUCAUUAAGUGCUGUCGCGUGCUCACUCCAGGGAACUGUAUGGAAUCGACCGCAGGCAUCUUCCAACUCUUUCUACAAUGGUUUCUAUUUACAUUCAUCUUGGUGCUAUACAUCAUCUACUACCCACCACACCUCAAGUACGUUUUCGUCAGUGUUGAGGACGACAACCACGGCACAAGAGUGCCUCUGCUCAUCAAGACUUCUCUCAAGAGCGAGAACUGGAAACUAUCCGUCGUUCUCUCUUGGAUCGUCUUUCUUCACUUUCUCGUUACGACCUCUAUCACCUUCGUACUUCUCCUAACCUCCCCUUCCUAUCCUUCCCCCUCUCCCUCACCCCGCAACAGCCAAAUAGAGACCUGGGCCACAUUCCUCGGACUCACAUCCGCGCUCCUCGCAGCCUUGCAAUACGCUCCACAGCUAGUACACACCUACAGAAUGAAACUCGUCGGAGCGUUGAGUAUCAAGAUGAUGUGUAUCCAGAGCCCUGGAGCAUUGUUGAUGGUAUCGAGCAUCGCUUUGAGGCCGGGGACGAAUUGGAGCACUUGGCUUCCGUAUGCUGUAGCAGGUGCACUUCAGGCCACACUCCUCACGAUGUGCAUCUUCUGGCAUGUCCGUCAGAAGCGUCUGAGUAUCGACGACUUUGGCAAUCCCCUCUCCGAAGAAGACGACUUAGACCAAGGAGAUUCGCCCGUCCAUGUCACCGCAGGACCAGGCGCAGGCGUACCAGUGAGAGAGGCAGUUGGUGAUGCUGUGCAGAAUGACGUUCGUGACGAGGAUGAGUCUGGCGAGGAUACACCGUUGUUGGGGGAGAAUGGGAAGCAUGCGAAGAAAGGUGUCAAGGGUUUGUUGAACAGGUUUAAGUUGCGUAGAUGAAGUUGGACUUGGGUUUAUGCCUUUCUUGCGGAAUUUUUCCCUUUACAAUAUGGAUUGGAUAUAUACCUGCUUCGGAACAUCUAAUGGAUUUUCGUCUUCCCUCUGUUGACCCGUUAUUGCUGUUGAAUGCGUUCAAAUUCACCAAGUCAUUCAAUCCCUUCCUUCCGUCCGUGCAGAUGGCCUGUCGUAGAAUAAGAGUACUGGUGUUUCUCUCGACUCUCAGGGAGUAGAAAACCAAACG
Molecule: messenger RNA, 1334 nt
Organism: Somion occarium
Lineage: Eukaryota; Fungi; Basidiomycota; Agaricomycetes; Polyporales; Cerrenaceae
Source: the annotation of a GenBank genome assembly